GUUCUCGAGAGCAGGCGCCUUAUAAGCGUCGUGCUCGACCCCUCGCGCCUUUUCUCCACGCCGGUAUCGUUAACACGCGCAUGCUGUGACGGACGACAUCCACAUUUCGUUAUUUUUUAUGAUUUUUUUUACCACGAAGCUUUUGCUCUGACAAAGUAUUACUAUUCAAGAUUCAAGUGCUGCAUGGGACUAUAUUAGUGAGCGGUGCUUAUAUCGGCCUUUUUUCGCGGCUGUUUUUCUUUAUUAAAGAGGAAGUUUCAAACGAAAGACUGUUGCGGUGCCCCACGGCCCGUCGCCAACGUCGCCGGGUCAUGUCGCCGGUCAGGAGCACGUGGUGGCUGCUGGUCCUACUGGUGCUGGAAAUCUCUCACGUGACCCAAGCUAGAUACCAUCACGUGAAGCUACGACACGAAAGGCACAGGAGACAGCAAGGUGACAGUUACGCACCGCCAACUUAUGUUCUGGACAACGAGGAUCCCGAGAGAGGUAGUUGGGGACCAUGGUCUCAUCCAAGCCCCUGCUCCAGGACUUGCGGUGGCGGUGUUUCCCAGCAGACUCGCGAGUGUCUCGAUCGAGACGAGUAUAACAACGAAAGAUGUACUGGUGCCAAGAAAAAAUUCUUCUCUUGCAACAUCCAGCCAUGUCCAGGAGAGCCAAAGGAUUUCCGUACGGAGCAAUGCGCAGAAUUUAACCAGAAACCUUUCGAAGGGGUAUAUUACGACUGGAUACCGUACACGGGUGGUCACAACAAAUGCGAGCUUAAUUGCAUGCCUCGAGGCGAGAGGUUCUUUUAUAGGCAUCGUCAGAGCGUGAUUGAUGGCACGCUUUGCAAUAUUGAGAAAAAUGACGUCUGCGUCGAAGGCAAAUGCAGGCCGGUGGGUUGUGACAUGAUGUUGGGUAGCCAGGCUAAAGAGGACGCCUGUCGUGAGUGCGGCGGCGAUGGAUCCGACUGCAAUACUGUUCGUGGCCGCUACGACAAUGACAAUAUACAAGUCGGCUACACUGACAUCAUACUCAUACCCGAAGGAGCUACCAACAUUGCUGUCAAGGAGAUACGGCCCUCUAACAAUUAUCUUGCGAUCCGAAAUAUGACUGGGCACUAUUAUCUGAAUGGCAAUUGGAGAAUAGACUUUCCGCGGAGCCAGCGAUUCGCCGGUACGCUGUUCCAUUACAGUAGAGAGCCGCAGGGAUUUUCAGCUCCGGACACGAUAACUGCCCUCGGCCCGACCGCAGAGGCCAUCUACGUCGUGUUGCUAUAUCAAGAUAAUAAUGUCGGAGUUGAUUACGAGUAUAGCAUCCCCAAGAAAUAUUCUCAACGCACCGACCCCGACAGCUAUACCUGGGUCGUCGAUGAAUUCUCAUCCUGCAGUGCCAGCUGCGGAGGAGGCUACCAAUCGCGUCGAGUGAGCUGCGUAAAGCGUAGCAACAACGAAGAAGCCGACGAGAAGCUGUGCGACCCAACACUCGAGCCCGCGGAUACUCAGGGUUGUGGUACAGAAGCGUGCCCACCCGAAUGGGUCACCAGCGAGUGGUCCAACUGUACAAAACAUUGCGGCGAAGGCGGCGAGCAGACACGUGAGGUCAAGUGCGAGCAGAUCAUCGCCGGCGGUAUUCCUACAGUUGUUGACGAGGCUCAGUGCUUGCAAGCUGGCUCUAAGCCUACCAAUAAGCAGGAGUGCAACAAGGGUACCGACUGUCCGCUCUUCUAUAUCGAGCCCUGGAAGCCCUGCGACCACUUGUGCGGCGAAGGUAAACAAACGAGAAAAGUCACAUGCUACAAAAAAAACGAUGAAGGCAAGAUCGAAGUAUUGGACGAUUCUGCCUGUGGGAGCCAAGUUCCCGAAAGAGAGAAAUCCUGCGAAGUAAGGCCUUGCGAGGGAGUUGACUGGGUCGUAUCUCCUUGGAGCGGCUGCACCGAUAAAUGUGGCCUUACCGAAGAGACUAGAACAGUUCAGUGUGCCACGCAAAACGGCACCGUUUAUUCAGAAAGUAUGUGUGAUAGCGAAAAGAAACCUGAGGUUACCAAACAAUGUGAUACCUCGCAAAAUUGUGAAUAUCAGUGGGUUAAAACUCAAUGGAGUAAGUGUUCGGCCGAAUGCGGCACUGGAGUUCAAACUCGCAAAGUAUUCUGUGCAACAUUCAAAGACGAGGAAACAAUGACAAAAGUUUCCGAUGAUAAAUGCGAGCCAGACGAAAAAUACAACAGUACAAAAGAGUGCCGGGCUGAAACCGAUACGUGCAAGGGUGAAUGGUUCGCUGGGCCAUGGAGCGAAUGUUCGCAACCAUGCGGUGGUGGUGAAAUGACACGUCAAGUCAUUUGCUUGAAGGAUAACAAAACAGUUUCCUCGAACGAAUGUGAUUAUAAAACUAUAAUGGACGAAAAUAAAGACUGUGCAGCAGUAUCGUGUUCAGAUGAGGACUUAAUACCAGUAGCAACGGAUAAACCUCUAGUUUCCGCAGAAGACGAAUGCGAAGAGGAAGAAGAAGAAGACUUUAUAUCUGUUAGUCCCAGUUUUGACGCUAAUAAUUCACAAGAACCAACUGAAGAAUCGACUGUCAAGUCAACAGAAGAAUCCUCAGUAAGUCCAUAUGAUAUGCAAAGUACAGGAUAUAGCGUUUCUUUCGAAAAUAGGAUGUUCAGUGAUGGGAUUCCUACCGAUGAAGGCAGCGGUACUGGUAAUGUUGACGAUACUACUUUCCCAGCACUUACAACUGAUGAAGGCAGUGGUGUUGAGGAUACUUCUGAAACUAGAUCAACCUUAUUUGGAUCGAGUGAUAGUUAUAGUACAGAUUCUGGUAUUAGAGUAACCACCGAAAACUUUUCAUCUGCAGGAACUGGCGCAACUGAUGUUUCGGGUGAAACUACAGUGUUUGGUGUCACUGGUUCCUCCGACUCUACUCAUGAUACAAAAUUAACUGAACAGCUUACUGAAAAUAUUGCCAGUGAACAAUCAACAGACGAAACCACAAUUAUAAGUAGUUUUCAUGAUAAUGCGGGCACUACAAUUGAGCAUUCACCGGGUUCAACCGAAAGUUCAGCUGGUUCUACUGAUAGUUCAGCUAGUUCAACUGACAGUAUAGUCAUUUCAACUGAUAGUUCACCGACCUCGACUGAUUAUUCUACUGGUCCUUCGUCCGAUGUUCCUAGUUCAACCGAUUCUUCUACUAUUUCUAGCGAUUCAACUGAAAGUACUGAGCCAACAGAAACGACACUCACGUCAGACAGUGAAAGUACAGAAAACACUCAAUCAACGCCAGAUUACAGUACUACACCAGUAGAUAGUUCUACUGAACCAUCCACUGAAGAAACCACAGAUUCAUCAAUAACGAUCACUGACGUUUCUGGAGCUAGUGAGACAAGUGACAACAGUGAAGCUUCGCCAGCGGGUAGUGAAUCCACGGAAGGAACUACAUCUGGUGAAACAACAGAACCAUUUGUAACAAGUAGAUCAAGUGAGCCAUCUGUAUCUGGUGGUUCAAGUGAGUCACCAGUGACAGUGAGUGAACUAACUGAAGAAACAUCAGCCUCUCAAGCGUUUGCCACUUCGGAAUCACUCGAGUCAACUGAUACAACCGGAUUACAUGAAACUGCUGUUUCUAAAAGUAGUGGAUCUACUGAAUUUUAUACAGCCGGAUCAGGAGAAACAAUCGACACGUUCCCGACUACCGAAGCGAUAACAGCAACUGGAUCUGAUAUGACCACUGGUUCAGAAGAAAUAACUGUGUCUGGAAUGUCCACUGAAAGCGGAAAACCUAAUGAAUCUGAUAUGACAACUGGAACUGAAGAGACGAUAACUGGAACUGAAGCAACAACAGAAUACACAGAUACGCCACCAGAAGGCACGUCUGAAGAACCAGAAUCAUCUUCUCCUAUCGAUGUGUUUACGUCAAGCCCUGUUGAUACGGCAAUCGCAACGGAAACCAAACUUCCUAAGUGCAAACCUAGAAAAGUUAAACCAUGCAAACAUACUGAAUUCGGAUGCUGUUUUGAUAACAUCACAGCUGCAAAGGGACCAUUCUCUAAAGGCUGUCCCAUUCCACACACGUGCAAAGAAACUAAAUUCGGUUGUUGUCCUGAUGGCGUUUCACCUGCAGCCGGUCGCAAGAAUAAGGGUUGUCCUGAUCAACAAUGUCAUGAAACUCUAUUUGGAUGUUGUCCAGAUAAUAUUACACCUGCAGAAGGCAAUGACUUUGAAGGUUGCAAGAAACCAUGCAACGAGACUACAUUUGGAUGCUGCCCUGACAAAGAAACACCAGCACUUGGCAAAGAUAAUCUUGGUUGUUGUAAUAUGACAAAAUAUGGAUGUUGCUCAGAUGGUAAAACCGCAGCGACUGGUCCCAAAGGAAAAGGAUGCCAAAAAGUCAAUUUAGAUAGUCGCGUCAGCGAAGAUUGCGCUAAUUCGACAUAUGGAUGUUGCCCUGAUGGUCACAAGACUGCUAAUGGUACCAACUUCAAAGGAUGUGAUGUUAUUAAUACCAAAAACUGUACUGCAUCAUACUUUGGAUGCUGUCCUGACAACACUACUGCUGCUCUUGGUCCAAACAACACCGGAUGUGCACUGCCAUGUGACAAUACGACGUACGGAUGCUGUGAUGAUAACAAAACGCCAGCUCAUGGAUAUAACAAAGAAGGCUGCUGCCUGUCGAGUCCGUUCAAGUGUUGUCCUGAUAACAUCACGCCAGCUCGUGGGUCUGACUUUUAUGGUUGCGGAUGUCAAUGGUCUAGAUUCGGAUGCUGCCCUGACAAUAAAACUGCUGCUACCGGAUCUAAUAAUAAGGGAUGCGGUUGUGUUUACAUGGAACACGGAUGUUGCCCAGACAGAUUUACGCCUGCAGCAGGAUCAAACUAUGAGGGAUGUCCUUGUUAUACAUAUCAAUUCGGCUGUUGUCCUGAUGGCAUUACUGCUGCUAAAGGACCUCGUAACCAAGGUUGUGGAUGCGAAAACACCGAAUUCAAAUGCUGCUCCGAUGGAAGAACUUCAGCUAAAGGGCCAAACUAUGCCGGCUGUACUUGUGACACUUCUAAAUUUGGUUGCUGUCCCGACGGAAUUGAGGAAGCUCAGGGAGAAAACUUUGAGGGUUGUCUCAAAGUACCGCCGAAUAUGCAAGCCGCAUGUGCUUUACCAAGGGACAGGGGCACUUGUCGCGAGUUCAGCGUCAAGUGGUUCUACGACACUGAGUACGGUGGUUGCUCGAGAUUCUGGUACGGAGGUUGCGGCGGCAACGACAAUCGAUUCAAGACUCAGGAGGACUGCAAAGCUAUUUGUGUCGAGCCCAAAGGAAAAGAUGUUUGUAAAUUACCCAAGAUCGGUGGACCUUGCGAAGGUUACUACCCAACUUGGUAUUACGAUGUCGAUAGAAAGCAAUGCGGUCAAUUCAUUUAUUCAGGCUGUCUUGGAAAUAAAAAUAAUUUCAAAACUCGUCAAGAAUGUGAGGAACUUUGCUCUGAGUCUACUGAUACUGAUCCAUGCUUACUUGACAAAGAACCUGGACCUUGCGAAGGGAACUUCACAAGGUGGUACUAUAACAAAGAAUCACAAAACUGCGAACAAUUCAAAUACGGAGGAUGCAAAGCCAACGCAAACAAUUAUCCAACAGAUUUAGCUUGUCGCCAACAAUGUUUACAACCCGGACAAAGUCGAGUAAUGAAGGACGUGUGCGUAUUGGAAAAAGAUGCGGGACCUUGUCCUGGCUCUUUGCUACGUUGGUAUUAUGAUACGAAACGUCUGGAAUGUAGGAAAUUCAUUUUUGGCGGUUGCAAAGGCAACGGCAAUAAAUUUCGUACUCAAACUGCGUGCGAAGACCGCUGUAUAAACCGAGAAUCAUGUUCGCUGCCACGUUCGGAGGGCAACUGUACGGAGAAGCUUGCGCGUUGGCACUUUGAUCAGCAGGAGAAUCGUUGCAUGCCAUUUUAUUACACUGGCUGUGGUGGCAAUAAAAAUAAUUAUGCCUCUAAAGAUGCAUGCGAGUCAGAUUGUCCAUCCAAACACGAACAAGACACUUGCUUACUGCCAGCGCUUCUUGGCGCAUGUCAUAAUUACACGCAACGCUGGUAUUUCGACUCAAUGGAGCAAAGAUGUAGGCAAUUCUAUUACGGUGGCUGUGGAGGUAAUCACAAUAACUUCCAAACGGAACAAGAAUGCGAAGGUAGAUGUUUUAGAACUGCACUUUUCAUUUCGACAACCAGUGCACCUGUCGAGGGUUCAUUUACAUCGGAAUACUGCUUCCUACCUGAACAACGAGGCUCCUGCCAACAAUACAUUACCAAAUGGUUCUACGACAGCAGAGAAGGUUUCUGUAAACAGUUUGUCUACAGUGGCUGCGGAAGCAAUGGAAACAACUUCAAUUCCCGCGAAGAGUGCGAGAACCGAUGUGGUGACGUUCAAGAUCCAUGCACAAUGCCACCAAUGGUCGGGCCGUGUAAUGACUCAAUAUCUCGAUUUUAUUACGAUCGGCGCGCGGACGCUUGCUACCAAUUCGCCUAUAGUGGCUGUCAAGGAAACAAGAACAACUUUGACGACUUACGUGUUUGUGAGCAACGUUGUCGUAGAAGGCAACCAGGGUCACAUACUGUCGUAACACUGUCGACGGUACCCCCAACAAGAUCAUCAGUGCAUAGUCCUCAACUGGAAGCUUGUCUCGAACCAGCUGACGCUGGACCAUGUCAUGCUGAGACUACUGCUUAUUACUAUGAUAGUAAUAAUCAAGCUUGCCAAGCAUUCAUCUAUGGUGGCUGCGAGGGUAACGCUAAUAGAUUCCAGACUGAAGAGCAGUGCCAAAGGUUGUGUGGAAUUUUCAGAAACCAAGAUAUUUGUAAUUUACCACGCGAUCAAGGUCCUUGUCGAGGCGUAUUCCCGAAAUACUACUACGAUGUCACAUAUAGAGCUUGUCGCGAAUUCACCUACGGUGGCUGUGAUGGAAACGCUAAUCGAUUCAGCACAGCUAACGAGUGCGAAUCGGUUUGCAUUCAUCAUGAAGAACCAGUACAAACUGGAAAUGCAACUGCAUCUACCGAUUUAACAAUCUGCAAAGAACCUGUUGAUGUUGGAUCGUGUUCUGUUGGCAAUUACAAGAGAUUCUAUUAUGAUGAUGAAUAUCAAACAUGCAGGGCAUUUAUUUACACUGGUUGUGGUGGAAAUCGUAACAACUUUAAGACUAUUGAUUCUUGUCUUAAAGUUUGUCUCAACAGUAUUCCGGACGAUGGACAGGACACAAAGGAUCCUUGUGCCGAAGCUAUGGAAUACUGUGCACAACUUCAUUGUCCCUACGGUCAGGAAGACUAUGUUGACUCACAGAACUGUCAACGCUGUCGGUGCGUUGAACCAUGCCAAUCAAUUUCAUGUAGCGAAGGUCACAAGUGCGCGGUUGUCCUUGUACAAACUAGAGAAGGCACAGAGUACAGAGGAGUUUGUAAUCCAGUUACCAAACCCGGAAGAUGUCCAGUCGUAUCGAACAGCACAAGAUGUGAAACGGAAUGUUACACCGACGCCGACUGUACCGGCGAGCAGAAAUGUUGCCACAAUGGAUGUGGUGCUUCUUGUCUUAGUCCAGCGUCCGAAGAAAUAUACACGACUCCGCCACCAUACCGUGAUAAUCAGGAAACUUUACCACCAGGAUAUGAACCAGUUGCAAUAGAGCAGCCAGCAACGCCAAAUGUCACUGCUGAGGAGGGUGGAUACGUCACGAUGCAUUGCGUAGUUGUCGGUACACCUAAACCAACUAUCAUGUGGAAAAAAGAUGCCAAAAUCAUUGAACGUGAAGAAAAUAGAAGACGUAUACUAGGAGAUGGAUCUUUACAGAUUACCAAUUUAUAUCCUGUUGACACUGGCAUUUACAUUUGUACCGCAGACAAUGGAAUCACAGUACCAAUUAACAUACAAUAUCAAUUAGAAGUUACCGAGCCGCACGACAAUCCACCAGCAAUAAUAGACGAGCCAAACCGAUCGAUCACAGUCAACCUGAACUCACCAACUAUAUUGCAUUGCUACGCUGUUGGUUGGCCUCGACCAAUGGUUACAUGGUGGCGUAACGAUAGCAUGCUACCAUUGAACACUGAGCAAUAUCACCAGGGCUCUGAGAAUACCUUACUUAUUCACUCUGUCACGCUUACUAUGCUUGGUAUCUAUACUUGUCAAGCGUUCAACGGCAUUGGAAAACCAGCCGAAUGGUCGACUGUAUUACAAGCAGUUGGUCCUGUCGCUAACGUUCCACCUGAUCAACAACAUUACACUCAAUACUUGGUACAACCACCCCAGAGACCUGAAAAACCCAAAUGGCCUUACAGACCAGAUCGUAACCAAGUUCAGCAGAACCAAACUUACACUCCUAUCUACACCACUAAAAAGUAUGAGAUUCCAGCUGUCAUACCACUUACAACUCUGCCUCCUCCUUAUGCUCGCCCAACUCCAGUUCGAGUGAAUGUGACAAAACCUCAAGCACAGUACGUAUCGGGUGGCCGAAUUAUGUUGCAUUGCCGAGCAACAGGAACGCCAAAUCCAGUUAUCACAUGGUAUAAAAAUGAAAUCCCUAUAGUACAAGACGAUCGAAUAAGAAUUACAGAAAACAACGAUUUAAUUAUUUAUCCAUCAAAUAAGAGUGACAGCGGCGAUUAUCGCUGUGAGGGCGUUAAUCAAUAUUCAUUACAGUCGCAAGAUGUACAUAUUCGCGUUGAUGAUGUUUACGUCGACCCUCUUUGUCAAGACAACAAAGAUCUAGCUAACUGCACUCUCAUUGUCACAGCCAGAUAUUGUCAACAUCAAUACUACGCAAAAUUCUGUUGUCGAUCGUGUACGGAAUCUGGACAAUUAGCGCCAAGAGUUUUACCGAAAGUAAUUUCGUACUUCGAUGAUAAUGAAGCAUAUCAAAGAUCAAAGAGGUCGAUUUUUUCGGAUUGGUGAAAAGAUUUUGACGUUAAUCGUAUGAUUAUUAAAUAUGACUUUCAUAAUAUCAAAAUACGUUUAUAAAUACCCGUGCGAAUGAAAACUGUUUUAUUGAAUCAAACAUAAGAGAAUACGAGAAUCGAAUUUAAGACACUGCCAAAGCCUUGGGUCAUAUAUUAGUAUAGGUUGCAAUGAAUUAAAAAAGUAGUUUAUUAAAAACAUUUUUCGUUGUAUUGAAAAAUACUUUUUUUUACAAUUAACACCCCUAAACUAGUUCCAGUGUAAUGAAAGUGUCCAGAAUGCAAUGAUAUUAAAGUAAAUGUAAUUGGACCUAAUACUGACUCCUAGUCUUACAGGCGCACUCUACAAAAAAUGACCACGGCGAGUUACUACUCUCGUCUCAAAGUAAAAUCAUGCAAAACUUUUGUAAUUUUAGAAUUUAUGAAUGAGACGAGAAUUAUCUUCAUUAAAAUGUAGUUGGGUCAAAUUAAAGGCUCGUUUUAUAUUUCCAUGACUUGCAAUACUUGUAAAAAGUAUAUUUAUGUCAUGAUUGUUUUAUAAUUUCGGAAAUACAAAUUGAGCGUUUAAUUUUUUAUUAUUGCGGUAUAUAUUAUAGUACAAUCGCAGUACCUUCGCUGUACGUCUCAAAUAGUAGAUAUAGAUAUGUAUAAAUUAACUUUAAUUGACAAAGUACUGUACUGACAUAAUCAUUCACUCUACAAUAAAAAUAAAUAAAAGAUAUUUCUAAGAAAAUAUGAAGGGCUUCAAAAGAACCACGUUUUUGAGACUAUACAUAUUGACAAUUUUUAUCAUUUAUGAAUACCAUAUGACUAAUAUCUACAUAAAAUAUUUUGCCCUGCUACUUUCCAUUGAUUUAUAAUAAGUGGUGGAACCACGACUAUUUAUAAUUUCCAAUUUUACAAAUUAUUAUGCCUUUAUGAUAUCGAUAUGUUGUGUGAAAUUUCGAAACAUGAAGGUCUUGGAUUAAUUUGCAUUAAGUUUUCUUUUGAUAUUUACAAUUAAUUUCAAACAUAUGCUGAAGUCAAUAAGUC
Messenger RNA from Phymastichus coffea, 9931 nucleotides. It is a transcript of the gene Ppn, whose product is annotated as papilin. Gene Ontology annotation, cellular component: extracellular region. Gene Ontology annotation, biological process: extracellular matrix organization. The transcript is spliced from 40 exons. Bases 312 to 8897 code for a protein of 2861 amino acids. Lineage: Eukaryota; Metazoa; Arthropoda; Insecta; Hymenoptera; Eulophidae. The record is from RefSeq and is a predicted model, not a curated record. Gene Ontology annotation, molecular function: serine-type endopeptidase inhibitor activity.